AUGACGCAGCUCAUGGGAAACCUGCCCGCCCAUCGAGUACAACCAGCCAGACCAUUCACGAAUACUGGUAUCGACUUCACCGGCCCUCUAUGGAUUCACUUUAAGGGGAGAGGCAAUCGUCCGCAAAAGGCGUACCUUGCUGUAUUUUGUUGCUUUGCAACAAAGGCGGUGCAUCUGGAAUUAGUGACGAAUCUAACGACAGAAGCCUUCAUCAAUGCGCUGAAACGUUUCAUUGAGCGUAGAGGACAUUGUCAAAGUCUAUAUUGCGACAAUGCAACUAACUUUGUGGGCGCCAAAAAUCAACUAGCAGAAUUAAACAAAAGCAUAUACGGGGAAGAAUCCCAAGAACAACUAAUCAAUUUUUGCACACCCAAGGGUAUUGAUUUUCAUUUUACUCCACCAAGAUCGCCUCAUUUCGGUGGCCUGUGGGAGGCGGCAGUAAAAUCUGCCAAACACUUUUUAAUCAGAAACAUAUCCCCAGCAAAACUUACGUAUGAAGAAAUGGCAACUUUAAUAAUCGAAGUCGAGGCUAUUUUGAAUUCAAGGCCACUGACACCUCUAUCAUCCGAGGCCAGAGACCUUAUGGCAUUAACUCCAGGCCAUUUCUUAAUUGGGGAACCACUAACGAACCCAGUUGAUGUACACGCCCAAGCAGUAAAGGCCAAUUUACCGCAAAGAUGGAAGGAAAUCAACGACACAAAGAAUAGAUUCUAG
This is a messenger RNA of Hermetia illucens (black soldier fly), 714 nucleotides long. RefSeq lists its product as uncharacterized. The coding region runs from base 1 to 714 and encodes 237 amino acids. Lineage: Eukaryota; Metazoa; Arthropoda; Insecta; Diptera; Stratiomyidae. Gene Ontology annotation, molecular function: nucleic acid binding. The record is from RefSeq and is a predicted model, not a curated record. The transcript has a single exon. Gene Ontology annotation, biological process: DNA integration.